Messenger RNA from Centropristis striata (black sea bass), 1785 nucleotides. RefSeq lists its product as uncharacterized. Bases 126 to 1004 code for a protein of 292 amino acids. The record is from RefSeq and is a predicted model, not a curated record. Lineage: Eukaryota; Metazoa; Chordata; Actinopteri; Perciformes; Serranidae. The transcript is spliced from 3 exons.
CUCUGUUCGAUUCGUCUGAGAGAGAAUUUUUGGCAGAACAUUUUACAUUUUUAUCAAGCUUUUUUGAGAGAUGUUUGGACAAUAUCAGAGAAGCUUCUCAAAGGUGUUUUUAUACAAAUUUUGGAAUGAUAAAAGAGAAGAAGACGAAGAUGGUAGAAGUAGAAAAACAUGAUCCAGACACGUGUCCGAUGAUUGUGAGUCAAGUGAAGAAACAAAUACCCAAGAUGAGAACAGUGAAGUCAAAGAAGAUUAAAGUUGCUGCAUUAAACAACAAGUUACCCAGUGUUACUACAUGUGAGUCAUCAGGGAACAUCAUGAAGCUUUGUGUGAAUCUGAUGCCUGUUCUGGCUGCAGCCAAGGAGCCUGAGGAGGAGGAAGAGUCCAACAGCUGCACAAGGAAAAAGGAAACAAGCUGCAAAAAUCACCCAUCUGUCACUGAACCAGUGGAACAAACACUCAGUUCUUUAACAGGAUUAUAUCUGGACACCAAACAGCCACUGAGCCACUUUAUGCUGCCACCUAUUACUGAACCUGAACCAGCUGCUAGGAGGCGCCUCACUCCUCGACGCCUCACUCCUCUGCCUCCCAUCCUUUUAUCUGAGCAAUCAGUCUCUUCAGAAGUGUCUCUAAAAGGCUGCAGAGGGAACGGGUUAGCUCCAGGACCAGUACCAGACAGCAGGCCCUGGAUAGACAACCCCCUCUUCUCUAAGAGUAGAUCUCCUGAGUUUCGUCUCCCUGACAUCUCGUUGUCCAGCCUGGACGCUCUGCUGCAGACAGUCACUCAGAAACUGAGGAGGAGGAGGAGAGUCAGUGAUGAAGGACAGUGGAGACGUGUCCAGUCUGAUCCAGGUCUGAGAGAGAAGAGAAUCACAGAAGAGAGCAGAAACCUGAACAACAUUGAAGCAGUGAGAUCAGUGGGUGGAGGCAGACGGAGACUCCCUCCGCUUUUAUCUGCACCAGAACCAACCCUCAUCAUCCUCACCAUGACGAAGAAAACCUCCUGAUUCAUCAUCAACAACAAACAUACAGUGUUUUUAGAAAAUGAUAAACCAUAUACGUUUAUUUUCCUUCAGAACAAAACAUUCACAACAGACGUAUACCCGUGUUUCUGUUUCUAUGCUAGCGUAUAUUAUCUUCAGUAUAUGAAGCACAUCUUAUAGUAGAUGCACAGAUAAAUUAUUAAAUGUUCAAGUUGAACUUUUCGAGCAUUAACACCUUAAAAGUACAUUCAGUAGUACAGCGUUUUAUUCCUAAAUCAUCUUCAUCUUUAACUUCUGCAUCAUUUCAGCUCUUUCAACACAUCAAACCUUUUUAAACAUUAUUUUUUAUAUUGUAACAGUUCUGAUACUUUGUUUGCCUCAUGCCUAUAGUUGUAACAAUCUUUGAAUAUGUAACAUUAUAGUGCAGUAACAAUCAGCUCUGGACAUUUAGUCAGCUGUUUCAUAUUCCAAUAGAAAAAAAACAACAUACACUUUAUGAAAAGAAACUUAAAUCAGUAAUAAUAAAAGAAACAGCCGCUGAGCAAAGGCAAAACUCUUACGUCUGUUAUUUUACACCUAAGACUGAAACUGUAACUAUUGAUUAUUUGACCGGUUAUCAUUUCUUUUAUUCAAUUUUUUGGUGCUGUAAUUUGGCAUUCUGUAUGUAUAAUAUGGUUUAAUAACAUCUGUGUUUAGCUACAUCUGUGUUUCCGCACAUUUCAAUCGUUUUAUAACUUGAAAAAAAAAUAAUCUAAUAAUCUUUUUUUAAUUUUUAUCUUGUGAUAAUUAAAGCAACUACAAGGUU